Magnolia sinica is the source of this 3563-nucleotide messenger RNA. Its product is annotated as two-component response regulator ORR1-like. Gene Ontology annotation, biological process: cytokinin-activated signaling pathway; phosphorelay signal transduction system. The transcript has 5 exons. The record is from RefSeq and is a predicted model, not a curated record. NCBI's taxonomy places the organism in Eukaryota, Viridiplantae, Streptophyta, Magnoliopsida, Magnoliales, Magnoliaceae. Bases 2907 to 3224 code for a protein of 105 amino acids.
GACUUGGAUCCUAGAUUGGACUGUUAACAAUUCAGGUUCUUGAUGCAUUUAUGGAAAUUGCUUCCAAGGCCUUGAUACUAGCCAUCUGAUUGGUGGCUUGCAUUUAUGGAAAUGGUUUGCAAGGCCUUGAUACUAGCCAUCUGAUUGGUGGCUUGCAUUUAUGGAAAUGGUUUGCAAGGCCUUGAUACCAUCCAUUUCCAUAUCAACAUCUUCCAAGUUCUAUAAUGAACUUCUUUUUAAUUUCUUUGAACUUUGCAUAGAGUGAAGUCUAAUUAAUCUAUUUAGUGAGGUAUCUAGCCUGUUUUACAUUCAGGUAGAAUUUCCAGCAAAUGGAUAUAUAGGUAAGAAAAUACAGCAAGGGUCUACAUUCAACUGUAAAAAAAAAUGAAAAAAGGAACAAAGGAACAAAUAUUUAAUGGACUUCCAAUGCCUGCUGAACUUUUAACCCAUGGUUCCCACUUCUACAAACUGACAACCCACGCAUACUUUGUCGGCAAGUAUUGUAUAAUACCUCUAUUGUCUUAUUUGGUCAUCAUGCUUGGACUGUACAUUAGUUGAACCAUGAGAACUUGGGAAGGUCUUCUCCUUCUGCAAGCAGGUGAGGUUUGUCAAAUUGAGGAGAAUGCUCUCAGGGAAAACUCAGAGUGAAGCCAUUUUUCUUUGUUGAUGGUUUCUGUUUUCUUUGCUCUCAGCGAAAAGUCAGAGUGAAGCCAAUCUCACGAUUCUUUAAAUGUGUGUUUGGAUGCUCAAGUUUGACUGGAUUUAUAUAGGCAAUGACCAAAAUGGAGGGAAGCCAUUUUUUUAUUUCCUAGUGACGACAUGCACCUAUUUCCAUUUCAUCAAAAUCAAGAGAUUCCUUUAAAAUGUUAUAAAUAGUUCUUUGUUCAUGCAUCAAGUGAUGGCAACAAAUACACAUAUAAAUAUGUUUUGUUUUAGUUUUGAAAAUAUAUCAUCAAGUGGGUACUUUUGUAAUCCAGUUAUCUUGGCCAUAUUACAUUCUAAAUCUAAUAAUGACUUUGAAUGUUUACAUAAUUAAUAUUUUGCAUUUCUCAAUUCCUCAAAUGUUUCUCUUAAUUAAAACAACAAUGAAAUGUGCACCUUCUAGAUAUAAUAGAUUCUGCACCUGUUGCCCAUAGGAAAUCUUUUAAUGGAAUGUGCACCUUCUACAUAUAGAAGUUAUUACUAAAUGCUUCAGCAGCCAGCCAGGUGCCAAAUCCUACUGAUGAUUGUCCAAUUGAUACAGUCCAACAAAAAAGGAUGUUAAGGAAAAAAUGUCUUGAUGGAUAUCUGUUUUAUCUAUUCGCUUUGGUUUUGAAUAGAACUAUGAGGUUGAUAAAAAGAACACAAGCAAUCAGUCACUGAGUGCUUCAUCCAUGGCCCUAAACACCACAGCCAAAGAUUUCAUUUAGCUAUAGAUAUAACCCACUACAUGAGUUUAAGCGGCAAUAAAGAAUCAUGCACCAGUUGUAAAUUCAGAGUACCACUAUAAGAACUAUAGAUUUGCUUUAUAACACUAAAUAGCAUCCAAAACUUCUGCUCUUGCUGCAACAGAUUGGAUAAAAUAUAUGAAUGCAAUCCCCAUCAAAAUCUGCACCUAGGGGAGCACAAAUAAGAGGGUUGAUCUUAACAGUGUGGUCAUCAUGCACAUAGACAAAAAAUGCUUGUAAAUUGUAAUGAAUGUUUAUGAGUACUGAUUUGGAGGGUUACACCAACCCCAUUGUUGUUUGGGAGGGCAUAGUUUGGUGGACAGAAAUUAGUGGCUGUGAUUGUGAUGGAUGUCCCCUUCAAACACCAUUGAGGAUCCUGUGUUGAGUCACAAUCCUUUUUUAUUAUUAGAACAACAAUACAAGUUACUUCCUGAUUGCUCAACAGCCACAUGUAGGAUGGCUGGUCAAAUAUGAUUCUUAUAAAUUUUUUCCAUUGGGUUUCUAUGACAUGUGACAGUCAUACAACACUUCAGAGGUCUGAAAAAUAUUAAAAUGCUUCAACUGAUGCUACAAUUUUGAAGCAAACAAAUUCCAGCAUGUAACUAACAAAUUUUUUUCUUUUUCCUUUUUUUUCCCCCUUACAGGAGAGACUGUGAUGACCCAUACUUGCAAAGUGACAAGAUGGAUGUGUUUUGGAUUGGGCAUCAAGUUGGAGUUUGUGUUGGGUCAGCUUAUUGGCCAGAUCCUCUGACUGGUUCAGUUUUUUACCGGUAUUAAAUUCUUGGAUUCCAGAAAGUAGGAGAUGGUGAUCAACUUGGAUAAUUUCUAAGCAGUCUGCAUCAAUGAAUGAGUUGGUGGAUUCUCCUGAUUGCAUUAGAAAUGGCCCUUUGGUCAGCUUAUACUCUGUCUAGUUCAAGAUGACUUAGCUGGGUUCAGCAUGUUGGCUCGGAGAAUUUUUAAGGUGAUUUUUUUCCUCUUCAUCAACUGGAAGCCGAAUUCUAAUGGUGGUAAUGAGGGUAUGUUGGGCCAAAGGGAGUUAAGGGGUCUGUGAUCAACUGAUCAUUUCAUGCUGCAUUUUAUCUUAUAGAUAGAGUUUUGAAAAUUAUGCUGGCAUGGGCUGGAGAUGAGUCAAUAUGUAAGAUUGACAAGCAUAGAUAGAAAAUUACCUAAAUAGAUAAGCCUGCCUAAAAAAUAAUUAGGAACUUCAAAAUAGAAAACAAAAGAAAAGGAAAAUGAAAAGAGACAAAUAUCAGUUUGUUCAAUGAGGAAGUAAAUGCAUGUAUGCAUCUGAUCCAACACGCAUUUGUUGCUGCCUUUAGGACAAUAGUUGUUAAUUUGUGGCUACCAUGCUCUGCCUUUGCCAUCACACGGAGCUGAAUGGGCUAAGGUGAUUUGCACUUGGUGUCCUGAUGAUGCCGACAAACCUAGCUGAUUGUUUGCAUUGAGGAUGCUGAUUAACUGAUUAUUUGCAGAACUAGGAUGGUGUGGCAGUGCAACUGGAGAGAAGGUGUUGUGCAGGACUGCAGAAUUGACGUAAUCCUUACUGACUACUGUAUGCCAGAAAUGAUCAGCCAUGACCUUCUUAAGGUUGUGAAGGAGCACAAAUGCUUGAAAUCUAUUCCUGUUGUGGUAAUGUCAUCCGAUAAAGAGCCACGAAGAAUCAGCAGUGGGUUGAUCCUCUUGAGGCCUGAUCAUGGUGGCCCACUCCAGUUUGCAGCAGCUGCGAUAUUUCUUAGUAAAUUAUACAAAGACUAUCUUGGUAUUAUUAGGAGUCACGGAGGGAGUCAUGAUUCUUAGUCAUUUUCCAUGAAGUGUCGUUUGUUGAUAAUGUGGGUUUGAAGCUCAUCAUGUUGUGUGCAUGAUAUCCAGUCUGUCCAUCACAUUCACCACCACAUUUUCUUCUUAUAUCCCGAAACUCAGGCCCAUUCAUGACUUCGAAUUAACUACAUUAAGCAUUUUGGUGGUUUAAUACAAACUGUCUAAAAUUUAUUUCUUGAUCUGACUUUGCUUUACACUUUAGUUUGAAUGUAAUCGUUAACUAAGAAAAGUGCGAACUAGCUUAUAUUUUGAUAGAUUUAUCUUAUAUGAUUUGUGAUAUUUGGGAUAUUUUUUGUUAAUAAAGAUUUGAUUUUUGUA